GCCAAGGGGGCGCGCGGGGUCCAACAGGGCGGGGCGGGCGCGGCGGCCAUGGCGGCGGCGCUGGGGUUGGCACGCGCGGUGUCUCGCGGCUGGGCGGCGCGGGGCGUGCGGCGCGCGGGGCAGCGAUGGGUGGCAGCAGCAGCCAGCGGGCAGGACGGGGAGGUGGGCAAGGCGCAGCGGGCAGCGACAGCCAGCAAGGAGGCGAGCGGGCAGCCCACCAUCUUCAGCAAGAUCAUCGACCGCAGCGUGCCUGCCACCAUCCUCUAUGAAGAUGAGAAGUGCCUGGUCUUCCGUGAUGUUGCUCCCCAAGCCCCCGUCCAUUUCCUGGUGAUCCCCAAGCGCCCCAUUCCCAGGAUCAGCCGCGUGGGUCCCCAGGACACUGAGCUCUUGGGGCACUUGCUGGUGGUGGCGGCACGCACGGCGCAGGCAGAGGGGCUGGGCGAUGGCUACCGUCUGGUGAUCAACGAUGGGAAGCAUGGUGCCCAGUCCGUCUACCACCUGCACAUCCACGUGCUGGGGGGACGGCAGCUGGGCUGGCCCCCUGGCUGAGCCCCUCCUGCCCACCACUCUCCAAUAAAGCAUCUCAUUGGCA
This is a messenger RNA of Cuculus canorus (common cuckoo), 592 nucleotides long. RefSeq names its product histidine triad nucleotide binding protein 2 (gene HINT2). Lineage: Eukaryota; Metazoa; Chordata; Aves; Cuculiformes; Cuculidae. The transcript is spliced from 5 exons. Gene Ontology annotation, molecular function: hydrolase activity. Gene Ontology annotation, cellular component: cytoplasm; mitochondrion. Bases 49 to 549 code for a protein of 166 amino acids. The record is from RefSeq and is a predicted model, not a curated record.